UCUCUCUCUUCCAUCACGCGCACGCGACCCUCGUCGCCACCGCCCACGAUGCCGUCCCCCCGCCGCCUCCGCCUCGUCAUGCUCGCCGCCAUCGUCACCGUCGUCCUCAUCCUCUUCUACUCGUCCGGCCUCGACGACAGCAAAAAGGACACGCGCUCCUUUCAAGACUUUUACCACAAGACCAUGGACGGCAUGAGCAGCAACAAAAAGUCAUCGCCACCGCCCCCCGGUCAGGCCGUCCUCGACUCCAAGACGGGCGUCAGGGCGGGCCACAUCCCCGCCGACACGGACGGCGACGGCGACGUCGACGACGACGACCGCCGCGCCUCGGCCGGCACGAAGGAGCGCCUCCGCCAGGCCGAGCAAAAGGCAAAGGACCUGGCCAACGAGAAGUCCCCCCUCAAGCCCGACCCCCCCAGCGAGGUCGUCGGCAAGGGCAACUCGGCCGACGGCCAGGUCAAGAAGAAGCCCGCCGACGCGGGGAGCGGCGUCGGUAAGACCAAGGACGCGCCGCUGUCCAAGGAGGAGCAGGAGAUGGACGCGGAGCUGAAUGCCAUACUGAAGAAGGCGCCGGUCAUCAUCUUCUCCAAGACAUACUGCCCCUACUCCAAGCGCGCCAAGGGCAUCCUCCUCGAGAAGUACGCCAUCACGCCCGCCCCUUACGUCGUCGAGCUCGACGAGCACCCCAAGGGCCGCCCCCUGCAGGACCGCCUCAAGCACAAGACGGGGCGCGGCACCGUCCCCAACGUCCUCAUCCAGGGCGUCAGCAUCGGCGGCAGCGACGAAAUCGUCGAGCUCGACAACGCCGAUAAGCUCGUCGCCCGCAUCCGCGGCCUCGCGGGCAAGGGCGUCGAGGUGUCGGAGCGGUUCAGCGCCAGGGCGGGGCAUAACCACUGAUUUUGGUCUUGGUUUUUUACUCGGACCGGCUCGCCACACAAAACCCCACCCAUCCUUUGUCCGGGGCUGGGGGAGCUUAAAUGAUGGAUUGGCCCCCCUUCCCCCCUUCUGGCUGGUGUAAUGUGAUGACAAUGCUCUCGUUGGGAGCCGGAGCAUGUAUAUGGAACGGGGAGAUUUCGGGUUGGCCAUUUUGGGGGCACGGGGCACGAGAGUCGCGGCAUCAUGGAGGCUGGGUUCGCAUUUGAUAUCAGGAGUUAUGGCGUCUUGGAGAGUGUAAGGUAUGGA
Molecule: messenger RNA, 1182 nt
Organism: Purpureocillium takamizusanense
Lineage: Eukaryota; Fungi; Ascomycota; Sordariomycetes; Hypocreales; Ophiocordycipitaceae
Exons: 2
Coding region: 49-897 (282 amino acids)
Biological process (GO): cellular response to oxidative stress
Cellular component (GO): cis-Golgi network; Golgi lumen; fungal-type vacuole
Molecular function (GO): glutathione disulfide oxidoreductase activity
Source: RefSeq, a predicted model, not a curated record